Molecule: messenger RNA, 855 nt
Organism: Parnassius mnemosyne (clouded apollo)
Lineage: Eukaryota; Metazoa; Arthropoda; Insecta; Lepidoptera; Papilionidae
Source: the annotation of a GenBank genome assembly
AUGCCUGCCCAUAAUACCAAAUUUUUGGACAGGUCGUUUACUAUCCAAGCAGUACUAAAUGAAAAUAGAAAAGCUCGAACAACCUACGAACAAGAAAUACUGCAUGCAGGACCAAAAGAGUUUUAUUCCUGUAUAAGACAACAAGUAACAUCAAAAGUAAGCAUUCCUACUAUUUUACUAAACAAGCAAGGACAAACUGUGACGCAACCUCACAAAAUUGCCAGGGUAUUUGCGGAGCAAUUCGCGAGUGUUUUCCAGACAGAACCACAUGAUCAACUGCCUACAUUAGACCCGACACUUCGAGUAGAGGAUUCCAUUGAAGAAAUUCUGUUCACGCCAGACCAAGUCAACCGAGUCAUUUCAGAAAUGAAAACAGAUACAUCUCCGGGACCAGACGAUAUACCAGUAGCUAUAUUGAAGAAAUGCAACUUAUCUCACUAUUUAACAACAAUAAUGCAAACAUCGUACGAGACAAGCACCUUACCGGACUUAUGGAAAACAGCAUUGGUGACACCCAUAUUUAAAAACGGUAGCAAACUGGAACCAUCCAAUUACAGACCCAUCAGUUUGACCAGUGUGGUCUGCAAGGUUUUGGAGAAAAUUAUAGUCAAGCAUAUUAGAAACUUCCUCUCCAACUACAAAGUUAUCCCUAUACAGCAACAUUGUUUUUGUCCACAUCGUUCCACGAUUUCCAAUUUAUUAUUAUGCCUAUCAUCAUGGACCAAAUACUUUAAUGAGAGAGAGCCUAUUGACGUAAUUUAUCUUGACUACGAAAAGGCCUUCGAUAAAGUCCCUACGAGAGAACUCCUCCAGAAACUGGAAUGCGUAGGAAUACGUGGAAAACUACUGGCUUGA